GUAUUGUCUGUCCGUCAUUUGACUCAUUUUCCCACUGGUAAGAGCUCAACUUCAGGGAUUAAUGGGCUUAGGCCUGAUCCGUUUAAAAAAAAAAAUAUAUAUCUUCAUAAGAGAGUUUGGCCGUUUGGAAAUAACGUGUAAGUAGGACCCACUUUUGUGAUUAUCCGCCGCACAGAAGUCUCUCCUCCACUCCACAAAUAGCAUUCCCGGCGAGAGACAGAGAGCGAAGAAGAAGACUCAAACCAAAAAAAAAAAUGGAAGCUGCACUGCUUUCUCUUCAGCCCUUCCCUUCCUCCGCCACUCAACGACGUCUCUCUCCGUUUAACCUCCACAAUACACUUACCAGACCUUCUUCUUAUGCUCCUCUUCGUGCUCAAAAGUGCUGAUUCAUUGAUUCUCAAAAUUGAUGAAAAUCUAUGAUUCGAGAGUUGGUAUCAAUAGCUUUUCAGCUUCAGGAGUUUGGAAUCGAUGUUAGACUUUGUGCACUUUAUGAAUCUUCUGGAAUCACAGAAGGUUCUGAUUCAGCAUUAGAGGCUAAAGUAAGUGAGCAAGAAGUGGGAAUGUACCAGAAUGAAGUAGUUGAGAGUCAAGGUAUAAGGAUAAGGAGAAGACCACCUACUGGACCUCCAUUGCAUUACGUUGGACCUUUUGAGUUCCGGCUUCAGAACGAGGGAAACACGCCUCGUAACAUCUUGGAAGAGAUCGUAUGGCACAAGGAUAAAGAAGUUGCUCAGAUGAAAGAGAGAAAGCCUCUUUAUAGCUUGAAGAAGGCUCUUGAUAAUGUUCCUCCUGCUAAAGACUUCAUUGGUGCUCUUAGAUCGGCUCACCAAAGAACGGGGUUGCCUGGUUUAAUAGCUGAGGUUAAGAAAGCUUCUCCAAGUAGAGGAAUCCUGAGAGAGGAUUUUAACCCUGUUGAAAUUGCACAAGCUUAUGAGAAGGGGGGAGCAGCAUGUCUUAGUGUUUUGACAGAUGACAAAUACUUCAAGGGAAGCUAUGAGAACCUGCAAGCUAUAAUGGAAGCUGGUGUGAAGUGCCCUUUGCUAUUGAAAGAGUUCAUUGUUGAGGCAUGGCAGAUAUACUAUGGUAGAAGUAAAGGCGCAGAUGCAGUUUUGUUGAUCGCUUCUGUGUUACCUGACCUUGACAUCAAAUACAUGAUUAAGAUUUGCAAAAUACUUGGAAUGGCUACACUUGUGGAGGUCCAUGACGAAAGGGAGAUGGAUCGUGUUCUUGCAAUUGAAGGAGUCGAGCUCAUUGGCAUCAAUAACCGUAACCUUGAAACAUUUGAGGUAGAUCUUGGUAUCACAAAGAAGCUACUUGAGGGAGAGCGUGGCGAACUGAUCCGUCAAAAAGACAUCCUUGUGGUUGGAGAAUCUGGGUUAUUCACUCCCGAAGAUAUCGCCUUUGUUCAAGAAGCCGGUGUCAAAGCAGUUUUAGUCGGCGAAUCUCUUAUUAAACAAAGCGAUCCCGGGAAGGCAAUCAGCACCCUAUUUGGAAGAGAUGUCUCAGAGUAAAUUCCGAGUAGAAACUUUUUGUAUAGAGAAAAUCUUCAUUGAAGUCUCUUUUUUUCUUCUUAAGUGCCGCUCAAGUGCGCAGAGGCUUGUGCCUUUACAGAAAUGUCCAAUUAUUAUUAUUUUCUUGUCUUACAUACACAUUGUGUACUUAAAUUUAUCCAUCAAAUGUCAAAUCUUGGUCGACGUUUUAAUGAGUACAUGAGGAUAAAUCAUUAACUACG
Arabidopsis thaliana (thale cress) is the source of this 1732-nucleotide messenger RNA. Its product is annotated as Aldolase-type TIM barrel family protein. Gene Ontology annotation, molecular function: indole-3-glycerol-phosphate synthase activity; carboxy-lyase activity. Lineage: Eukaryota; Viridiplantae; Streptophyta; Magnoliopsida; Brassicales; Brassicaceae. The coding region runs from base 417 to 1511 and encodes 364 amino acids. Gene Ontology annotation, biological process: L-tryptophan biosynthetic process. The record is from RefSeq and is marked reviewed. The transcript has 11 exons.